CAGAGAACAGUUUCCUUAACAAACAAGUAGUAGUUGUAUAAAUAUCGUUACAAAAUGCAAACAAACCCUAAGGAUCCCGUCAAGAAAACUGGCAUAUCAUGCCACAGUUCUGGCUUAAGUUACAUCCAUAACCCAGGCGUGAAUCCUCUCAGGUACGUAACCAUAGGUCGUAUGAUUGAAGAUGCCGCGUCCAAAUAUGGCAAAACCGUAGCGCUGGUGUCAAUGUCCGAUAAUAUCAGAAUAACGUACGAAGAACUUCUUCGUGACAUUGAUCAACUGGCCGCAGGUUUGCUGAGUUUGGGUUUAGUGAAAGGUGAUCGGAUUGGGUUAUGGGCGCCCAAUUUUAUCGAGUGGGUCGUUACGUUUUUUGCCACAGCUCGUGCUGGUUUUAUAACGGUCUGUUUGAAUCCCAGCUGCGAGGCCCCCGAGUUGAAGUACUUUAUAAACAAGUGCGGAAUUAAAGCUCUAGUAUGCCCCGAUAAGUUCAAAACUCUGGAUUUUUACGGAAAGUUGUGCAAGUUAAUUCCCGACUUAGGCGGUACCGUUCAGAAUGAGGAGGUCCCAACAUUGAAGCUCGUCAUUAUGAUCUCCCAACAGAAACUAAGGGGCACCUACAACUACAACGAGGUUUUAGACAUGGCCGAUGCGGCAGGUAUGCAAAGAGUGAAAGAAGAGCAGUGGAAGAUUUCACCUGAUGACAUAUGCAACAUUCAGUUCUCAUCGGGAACUACUGGCCUACCCAAAGGCGCCUGUCUGACGCACUUUCAGGUGGUAAAUAAUUCCUAUCAAAUUGGACAACUACUGAAAUUUGAAACAGUCCAGCAUAAGGUGUGCGUACAAGUUCCACUGUUUCACGUUUUUGGGGUGGUCGCCCACUUAGGGCUCUGUCCACAGUUUGGAACGACGAUGGUUUUUCCAACGCCAAUUUACAACUCAACUGCGAAUUUAACCGCCCUUGAGCAAGAAAGAUGCUCGGCAGUGUUUGGAACACCAACCAUGUUUGUCGAUCUAGUUAAUCUACAAAGGAAAUUAAAUAAAAAGAUAUACGCUACUAUUGCAGGCAUGGGAGGUGCACCCUGUCCCCCAAGCGUUAUAAACUCCAUUAAAGAUGGUCUCCAAAUCAAGCACGUGAUUAUUGGAUACGGUGCGACUGAGAUAACUGGCAUUGCAUUCCACACUUCUAUAGACGACAAUGAAUAUCAGGGAACGGAAACCGUUGGACGCAUUGCGAACUAUAUAGAGGCGAAGGUUGUGGAUAGUAAAGGCGAUGUGGUACCUUGUGGUACGCCAGGAGAACUGUGCGUGCGUGGAUAUUUAGUAAUGGAGGGGUACUGGAAUGAUCCAGAAAAAACGAAGGAAGUGAUCUGUGAUGCAAAUUGGUACCGAACCGGUGAUCAGUUUAUUUUCGAUAAAGAUGGAUAUGCUCGUGUCGUUGGUAGAGUGAAAGAUAUGAUCAUACGAGGCGGUGAAAAUAUCUUCCCAAAAGAAAUUGAAAACUGUCUAAGCGAGCACCCUGACAUUUUGGAAGUUUCUGUGAUUGGCGUAGACAGUGAACGCCUUGGCGAGGAGGUGUGCGCGUGUGUGCAGUUGAAGCCUGGUUCAGAAAUGUCUUUGGAUUCGUUAAAAGAAUUUUGUAAAGGGAAAAUUGCCAGUUACAAAAUACCAAGUCAUUUGGAAAUAGUGGAGGCGUUUCCGAAGACUUCUAUAGGAAAAGUUAAAAAAUUUGUACUUCGGGAGCAAAUUAAAAAAAAUACAAAAUAAUGUGGAUAGCAAAAAAACCAA
Messenger RNA from Photinus pyralis (common eastern firefly), 1782 nucleotides. Its product is annotated as medium-chain acyl-CoA ligase ACSF2, mitochondrial-like. Gene Ontology annotation, molecular function: medium-chain fatty acid-CoA ligase activity. The transcript has 8 exons. Gene Ontology annotation, biological process: fatty acid metabolic process. The coding region runs from base 55 to 1761 and encodes 568 amino acids. Lineage: Eukaryota; Metazoa; Arthropoda; Insecta; Coleoptera; Lampyridae. The record is from RefSeq and is a predicted model, not a curated record.